Messenger RNA from Candida albicans SC5314, 1224 nucleotides. RefSeq lists its product as uncharacterized. The transcript has a single exon. The record is from RefSeq and is a predicted model, not a curated record. NCBI's taxonomy places the organism in Eukaryota, Fungi, Ascomycota, Pichiomycetes, Serinales, Debaryomycetaceae. The coding region runs from base 1 to 1224 and encodes 407 amino acids.
AUGCUACAACCACUACUAAAAAGAAGGCUCUCCCUAUACCCAUGGAGGCAUGUAUAUGCCCGAAAUUAUUCAAAUAAGCAAUCACAGAAUGCAGAACCUGCACUGGAACAGGAAGUAACUUCAGCGAUAGUUGAUAGAAUGAAGCAAAUAUUAGAAGAAAAGAUAUCGUCUCAAUCUGCAAGUACAAUCCAAACUAUGAAACGUACCGAUGAAUCAUUAAAUCAAAUACUAUCCAAAUAUGACACUCCAUCAACAUCACUACCCAAUAGUAAACAGGCUUCAUCGUAUAUAAGAAGUGAACCAAUACUUGCUCACAACAAACAUGCGAAAGAUAUCUACAAUUCUAUUCCAUGGAGUGGAGCCGAAUCUGUUUAUGAUUCUAAUCUAAGAAUGAUUGUUGAUUCUAAACCCAAACCUAUUAAUGAUCCAGCAAGUAUUGCCUACAAAAAGAGAAAUCCAACAAAAAAUGAGAAAUUGGCCAUGGCAAGAGAUAUAUCAUUGGAUUAUAAAGUCAACAAACCACAAGGAGGUAAAAAUAAGGACACCGAUGACGAUGGGUUUAGGGAAAUGUAUCGUGAACGAUUGUUAGGUCCAUCAAUGCUUCUUAAUCAUAGUUCUACAUCGGUUGAUUUUGUAGAAAUGUUAGCUGGUAAUAAGAUCAAUGCCAAGAUUGAUCAAACAACGGGGAAAUUUGAGACUGAUGACAUGCAGAAAGUUCGGGGUAAACCUUUGGAGAAGCAGCAUUUGGUUAAUUGUACCGAUUCAAAUUAUUUUAUGAAUCAGGUGUUGAAUAAACAAGAAGUGUUACCUCCAUGGAUUGAAAGUCAACAGAAUUUGAAUAGAAAUAUAGCUCAAUUUCGAGAGGAUUUAGUUGAAAUGUGGAGCAAGUCGAAAAAAUUACAUGAAUCGGAUUUGAAAUAUAUUGAAACAAAAAUAAAUUUGUUAAAUCAGGAAAUAAGAAAUUAUAAUCUUCAAUGUCCUUCAGUUAGUGGACAUAAAUUCAAGUUGGAUAAAGAAAAGGAAAUAGAACAGGCAUUCAAAAAAGCUUUAGAAAAUCCCAGAAAACCAAAACCUAUAGAAGAUAAGACCACUAGUGGAUUUUUGGAUAUAUUUGGUGGAGGUGGUGGUGCCGGUGUUAGACAGAGCAUUCACAUUGACAGAAAUUCAGAUCCCAAAUUGAAUGUUUGGCAAGCCAUUAAAGAUGUUUUUAGUUUAGGGAAGUAG